Molecule: messenger RNA, 6255 nt
Organism: Caenorhabditis auriculariae
Lineage: Eukaryota; Metazoa; Nematoda; Chromadorea; Rhabditida; Rhabditidae
Source: the annotation of a GenBank genome assembly
AUGCCACUCGGAUUUCUGUCCAACUUUUUGAGGACGAUUUUGAGCUCCAGGUCAAACGUAAAGAAAAAAACUACGAAAUUUUUUUUUUAAUUUUCAGUCUACCGUUCCUUUUUCAAUCUGAACUGUUUUCUCCACAUGUAUCACUUAUUUUUUUUAAAGAAAUUUGUGACCCUCCAAAAAAAUUUCUCUCAAAAAUUGAAUACUUGAUUAAUAAAGUUAAAAGUGAGCAAGAUUUGGAGAUUAAUAAAAACAAGAAUUCUUUCAUCUUUUAUUCUAAAAUUCAACACAACUUUUCAUAACUUGGAAAAUCUCAAACUCUGUCUCAAAAGACGACAUACAGCACAUAAACCACUCUCCCCAGCUCCAAAGUUCCUCUUCACCUUGCAAACGAUCACUACAAGGUGUAAAGCCCUCUUCACAAACGCCGCCGUUUUUUCGCGUCCCACGGUCAUCAUGCAGAUUCCGAAGGAAAUAAAUAGAUUAUACGAGCCUGACAAUUACUGGCUCUGAUACAUGAGCGACGCCGGCGUGUUACAUUUCGGAGCUCGAAAGGUGGUGCCAACUGUUCCCAUUGGCCUUGCUCCGUCCGACUCUCUCGCUCCAACCGACUUGUCCUUGUUGUUAUUUUUUUUUGUCUUGAGUGACAAAGACACUUGUCGUUUUUCAUUAUGACUCUCCGUUCGCUGCACGUCGUGUUUUGUUUUUCAGUUGAAUAAUCUUAGUUUUUUUCAGAGGAAAGUUGGUGCAAAAUGUGAAGAAACUCUUGCAAUGGCAAACGAAUCAAAAAUUUACGUUUUCGUGCUAUUUUUAUUAUUUAGUAGUGCAAAAUCAACGCGCAGUCUCAAAAGGUCGAUCGAAAACAAUUGCGAGUGAGUUUAUUCUCUCAUCAGAGUGAAAUUAUUGAGGUAUCGAAAAAAGCUAAUGUAAAUGACUUUCGAUUCCCAGAAGUCUAGAGUGGGCAACCCACACGAGCAUGCCUUGAGUCAGUUUCAGGGAAGUAGUUAACAAGAAAAAAUUUCGAAACGAGGAAAGUUUGAAGAACCUAGAGCACGGAAAACUGGGUUUGAAAUGAGUACCGUUCUGAAGCUCAUUCUGUAUUCACUUCCAUAGGACGCUUCGUGCAAACAACUGAGAAAUAAACUAAAAAAAGACAAUUUGAUUGAUUACUUUUAUUGUUGCAUUUAUAAGAAGAAAAUAUGUUUCAUAAAGACAUUCAUCAUUCCUUUCUCCGUUUACUUUGGGACUGAUUAUUUAUUCUUAACUACCUUAGAAACUUGCUUCUUUUUUGACUUUAUCAAAUACAAUCAACAAUAAUAUGGAUCCAGGAGUGUGGAUCCUCAAAAAUUCUUCUUUCUCAUUCGCAAAUCAAUGGAAUUUCUUCAAGUUCAAUCAAAGCCUCAUCAACCAUAUAUUUCAGCUUCGCAGGCGACUUGCACGAUGCCUGGGCCCACUGCCGAUGCGUCGCGGUUCCGAACGUCGUCAAGUCGCUGGACGAUCAGUACAUGACGUCAUCGAUGCCUCUGCACGUCAUGUGUCGUCAUUCCUCGUCGGCGACGAUUGCUCCGUUGCCCAACGUCGACAACGCGCCGCCGCCACCUCCUCACAUCGUGGCGCUGUCGAUGACCGACGGAUCCUUGGCGUUCAUCCAGCAGGACGCCUUCAAGCACCACGACAUCCAGGCCCUUGACUUCUCAAACAACCAGAUCCAGACCGUCAACGUCAAUGCGUUCCGAGGACUCGAGGUAUUCCAUAUAACUUUACCAAGCUUCAUCGUUUUUCAGAUGAAACUGACUCAACUCGAUUUGUCAAACAACAACAUGUCCGUUAUACCCACUUGGGCGCUCACUUAUUUGCACAAUUUGCAAUUCCUGCACCUCCAAAACAACAGAAUCGACACUGUCCGUUCAAACACUUUCGAUGAGACGCAACUCAACAACUUGCAAUUUCUACAUUUGGAUCACAACCAGGUAUCAUCUGAAUUAUUGUUAGGAAAAGGGUUAUUUUUAGUUGAAAGUUAUUCCGAAUCUCGCUUUUCACCGAUUGCGACUGAUUGUUCUCACGAUGUCAAACAACAGGAUCAGUGAAAUUCAUAAAAUGUCGCUGCCAGCUACUCUAAAUUUCAUCGACCUGCGGAAUAACGUCUUGACACAGGUGAUAAAAAAGAGAGGCGUCUUGAAAUUCUUUUAAGAUCCCCUAUUUGGCACUAAACGAUCUCAAAAAUCUUCAGUCGUUGGACUUAGAGGGCAACAACAUCACAGUGUUGGUCAAUGACCCUGAGGUUGGCCUACGAAAGAAUUGAACACGAGAAAUAAGAUCCAUUUCCGCUGCAGGUAGUUUUCAAGUCUGAAAUAAAGGUCGUAUUGCGGAACAACAAAAUUCGACGCCUUGAUAGCUCAUCGUUCCGUAGCUUCCGAAAAAUCAAAGAACUUGAUUUGAGCUAUAACCAGGUUGGUCAAAAUUUUAUUGAAAAUUGAAUAGUUGCUUAUAGAUCUCGGCGAUUGAUGAAUCGGCAUUCGAGACUGUCAGCCAGCUGAAGAUCCUCGACCUCAGCUAUAACCACGUGGCACAUUUGCCUCGAGGCGUUUUGAAAAACUUCGCCAAAACUUUGACGCACUUGAACUUGGAAGAAAACGUCAUUCAUGCAAUGCCAGACGGUCUCAGGGAUUUGUACAACCUAACACACGUGAAUCUCAACGGCAACAAGCUCAACAAGUAUAGAAAGUAUCGCUAAGAAAAAAAAGUUAAAUUCAGAAUCGAUAGCGGUGUUCUUUCCGGCUCAAAAGGUUCCCUGACUGAGCUUCUGAUAGCCAACAACCACUUGCGACAUAUCCCAAACAGCGCUCUUUCUGGCAUGCAGAAACUCGAGCAUUUGGACAUAUCGAAAAACAGAAUCCAUUCGCUGGAAAGAGUAAGCUGUUAAGAAAAAGAUUGAUGAAAAACUUUCUUCAGAACUCUUUUGACACGGCUACAGGAGCAGAUACCAGUUUGACCAGACUCAAUCUGGCAGGAAAUAAAAUUCGAAACAUCACUGAUCCAAACGUUUUUGGACAAAUCAGUUCAUUGACCUAUUUGGAUCUGUCAUUCAACAAAAUAGAGCUUCUAGCGUCGAGAGUUUUUGAGAAACUCAAGGGAUUAGAGAGCCUAUUUUUGCAGGUAACCGAGAAAAAAAAACAAUUUUUCAGAAGGACUAAAUUUAGAACAACCGCCUCAAAAACUUUCCCGCUUCCUCUGUUUAUCGGUUAGAGAAGCUAAGGCAUCUCAUGUUGGACAAUAACGAAAUCGCGAAAAUGGACAACUUCUCUCUAGCCGACCUGCCACGACUUCAGCAUCUAUCUCUAGCCGCCAACAAAAUGGAAGUCAUCACCGAAAACGUCAGAUUCAUUCAAUUUCUACAGAAUGAAGAAAAGAAGGCAUUUUAGAUGUUCAGUGCAAGCAGUUCGCGAGAACUGAAAUCUCUAAAUUUGGCUCACAACCGGAUAAAUACCAUCUCAAAUCGAGCUUUCCAAGAUCUGGAAAACUUGCAACAAUUGAGACUGAACAAUAACCAUCUAAGAACGCUUUCUGCAAUGGUUUAUAAUCCAAUACACGGUUUGACCUAUCUAAUCAACUUUUCAGGUUUUUUCUAACCUUCGAAACUUGCGUUAUCUCGAUUUGUCUCACAAUAAAAUCGUCAAAAUUCUUCCAAGUGCUUUCCACCAGCUUCCUGCAUUAGACGUUCUCUAUCUUCAACACAACAACCUCGUCGAAAUAGACAGAGACGCUUUCCGGUUUGCAUUCCCCGAGACAGAAUAUAAAUGAUUUCUUGUUCAGAGGCACGACAGGACUUCAUUCUUUGCACCUAUCUAACAACGCUUUGAGAGAGUUCAGUUGUGAAUAUUUGGGCAGCAUAUCACAGCUCUAUCACCUUGAUUUGGAAAAGAACUCUAUUCAUCAGUGAGCAUUUCCGAAAGCAAAUUUGUUGUUAUUGGAAUUUUUAGUGUUGACAUAACCUGCAUCGCGAGGAGCAUUAGAAAGCUGAACUUAGCAUCAAAUCGGAUGGAGAAAAUUGGCAGGAAACUUUUACAAGGCAAUAAUUCCAAUCCAUUGAGAGAAAUAUUCACGCAUGGGUUUCAGAUGCGACCGAAAUUGAAGAGGUUGAUCUUUCUCACAACGGUUUGAUUGAAGUUGAGAACGACGCUUUCUCUGAAUGCCGAAAACUGGCCGCAAUAAGCAUAGCGCACAACUACAUUCGAAAUCUAUGGAAAGGAACUUUCAUCUAUCAGGUAGGAAGUGAACUCGCGUGAAAAUAAUUGAAAAAUAAUUGGCAGCAAACGCUACACGUUCUCGACAUAUCACACAAUGACAUUCUAUUCCUCCACCAAGGAACUUUUGGCAAAAAUAACGUGCUCGAGUUACUCGCGGCUGGCAACAAAUUGUCGCGAGUUCCUAUCGAAGCCCUUUCUACAACUAAUUCGGCGUUGAAUCGCCUCGAUUUAUCCUCCAACAAAAUCAAGUGAGCGGAAAACAUUUGCAAACCUAUAACCGGCGCUUUUUCGUGCAAUUUUUUUUAAAUUCCGAAAACGAUCAAGAUUUAUUCUAGGUACUGAACUUGAAAGGAAGGAAAGUCUAUAAGAAUUUCAGAAUCGUCGAAUCAAGUCAGCUGACGGGAUUCAAAAACCUGACCUACCUGUCCUUUGCACAAAAUCGAGUAGACUCAGUUGAAGAAGGCGCUUUUGAGCACUUGACCAGUUUGAAAACCUUGGACUUAUCGAACAAUCCAGUCACAUCAUGGAGCCCUACAGCCUUCAGAGUAAGUCAGAGUGGAAAUACCACAUUUCUGUGGUUUUGUAGGAUCUGAGUCAUUCAAUAAUCAGCGUGAACGUCGCCAACACAGGCCUUUUCUCAAUACCAAAGUUCAGCCACAGAUCUUUACAGUCGCUCAAUAUCAGCCAGUGAGUAGUAUUGUGUACUAUCAUGCUAUAAAAACUCUCAGCAACAAAAUUUACGAGAUGAGUGAUCGCGACAUGGCUCCGCUGGCAAAACUAGUCUCUCUUGACAUGUCUUACAAUAAUGUGAAAGUUAUCGAGCCCGACGUCUUCCAACAACUUUUGCACCUCAAAAAUCUGAACAUCAGUGCUAACCCCAUUUCUCAUAUCCAUGAUGAGCACAUCGACAGGCUAUAUCAGGUGCGCUCUUCUCAAGACCACGUUCAACUCCGAGUUUCAGCUGGAAACCUUACACAUCUCCAAAAUGCCUGCAUUGCUUCGACUACCCGAAGCUCACACAUUCGCACAGCUUAACAACUUAAAGAAUUUACAAGUAAGCUUGAUUGAACUUGAGUAAAAAAGGCGAAUACAUAGCUGUACGACAUUCCCAACGAAGCUAAACCUUUCGACGUCGCUCGGAUUCUUUAUCACCUUCCUCCCUUGCACAGCCUGCACAUAGAGAUCAAGCAGGACAGACUAGAUCAUCAGUUGGUUGCAGCCGACACGCGCUUACUCCGUCAGCUGGCCAUCACUGGCAAGAAUCUCACAUCGGUAUGCAAAGUUCCGUUCUCCGAACUAGAUUCUCAAAAAAAAAACACAAGUAAGUAUAUUCCGGCAUCCUUUUACUGAUUUUUGGCUUCACUGCUCACAAGAAAACCUUUUCAAAAAUUAAAAAUUACGUUUUUGGGCAGCUCUUCGCAAAUAACACCCUUUUUUGUUAAAGAAAACGCUCCUCAGCUGCACAGUCAGGGAUCGUAUAAAGAAUAGAAAAGAAGUUCAGAUCGACGUCGGAGCUUUCGCCAACAUCCGAGGCUAUCGAGUGCACAUUUCUCUGGAAGGCACAUCCGUGGCUCACUGGGCUCCCCUGAUUUUCGACACUCUUACUGGAAUCUCUCUUCUUUCACUCAGGUUCAAAAUACGCCAUUUUCGCGUAAUCGGAGAAAAGUUCAGCCUUGUCAACAACAAGCUUACGUCCGUCAAUCCAUUCAGAAGCACGAUUCCGCCUGUCGUCAACCAGCACGGCACAAUUUUACAGUCUAUUGAGCUGAGGGUAACCAGAAAAAAGGAAAGCCAAGAAGAAUUCUUUGCAGGACAAUCCGAUCAACUGCAAUUGCUCAAUGAGAUGGGCCGGCGACUACAUGCGCGUGACGUCAUUCCUUUCUUCAACUUCAAAAUCUUACGACUUCGACCAAGUUUUCUGCACCCCAGAAGAGUCCACAGCCGCGCUUUUCCACAGAAAACCGUCGAAUCUUGUCGAAAAAGUAUUUGCGUUGGAAGGAGACUGUCAUAA